This is a messenger RNA of Pseudogymnoascus destructans, 950 nucleotides long. RefSeq lists its product as uncharacterized. The record is from RefSeq and is a predicted model, not a curated record. Lineage: Eukaryota; Fungi; Ascomycota; Leotiomycetes; Thelebolales; Thelebolaceae. The transcript has 2 exons. The coding region runs from base 209 to 742 and encodes 177 amino acids.
CUCGCAUAUUAUGAUUGAGAUGGCCCGAACGUCCGAGGAAGCGUGGAAGCUAACGUUGCUAUUAUGAGAAGCUUCAAGGAAAGUAGCUGCAAUCGUUUAUCCGUUCGUCUGCCUCCAAACCGCGUAAUGUUCUCUGUACGAGUACCUCCGCGGCGAAGGAUAAAACGACAACCUCGCACAUUACUGUCAACAUGGCAAGCACCCAAGAAUGGUUCUGCCGCAAAGUCCAUCCAACCGGCCGAUUACUGUGCACCCGAAAAAGGGUCGAAUCUCAUCGCUUCUUAUUCAAACGGCAGAGGACGACCUGGAUCACCCACCCAAAAAGCAGAAACUCAACUAUCCAGCAUUCCCACCUGCGGGAUUUUGGGACUCCCUAUCGAGGAUCCCUCUCACACGAAACGCACUACGAGAAUUGAACGGGAGGAACGCAAAAGACUGUUGCAGCUCAGCACAUACUCGAAAACUUCGAAGGCGUGGAUCGAAUUCCCACCACCAGCUGGCCGUCCCACAGCGUUUCGCAAGACACGGCGGCCCGGAUCUGAGAGAUCUGCGAGGAUACCGGAUACCAACAGGCCCGGAAGACGACAUGAGUUCUAGACCGUUGAGUCUUGGCGUCGGAAGAGAGGUUCGCAGUCGCCAACAAAGUGGGGCUCGGAUUCACCAUCCAAGAGCAGCGCUACCCCGAAUACGACAAGCACGACGAGCACAGGACCAUAUGAUCGUGCAUUUCAGCAGCAUCUGAUCGAUCAUGACAUACUCCCCGAUGGCUAUGAGUAUCCAAUCGGCUUGGAGUCCAGCUUCUCGGAGACGCUGUAGGACCUUAUGCACAUGCUCUAUGUGUUCCGUAGGGUCCUCUGAAUAGAUUAGGAUGUCGUCUAAGUAUGCAGUACAGAAGUCGUCUAAGUAUUGCAUCAGGACGUCAUUCAUAUAUCGCUGAUAGGUUGCGGGAC